AAAAAUUAAAAAAAAAAAGGGGGAAUAAUCAUCUUCUCCAUUCCUUUGGUAGCCCAAACGAUUAGUAGUACCUCUCUCUUUCUCUCUCUCUCUCUCUCUCCGUUUCACUAUAUAUGUACUGCUUCAUUCAGUUUGUUUUUCAUAUCAUCCUUCUUAAUCUUUCCCUUUUUGACAAGUGAGGUUGGUCCAGUAAUAUCUUGGUGGGUUCAAAGUUUAGAUUAGAAAUUUGGGACCUUGAAAAAAAAAAAAAUUAAUUUCAUUUUACUGAAAAUCUUAGCUGGGUUUUGAUUGAUCUGUGAAUAUAUAUAUGGAGGAGGAAAAAAUGAUAGUGGUGAUAAGAGAGUUGAAUCCUAACAAAGACACCAAAGCUGUGGAAGAGCUAGAGAGGAUGUGUGAGGCAGGUUCAAGUGGGAAAAUGUCACUCUUCACCGAUCUUUUAGGUGACCCUAUUUGCAGAAUCCGGCAUUCACCUUCUUUCCUCAUGCUGGUUGCUGAAAUUGAAAUUGGUUAUGGUUCAAAAGAGAUCGUUGGGAUCAUAAGGGGUUGCAUCAAAACCGUUACCAGUAGUAGUAGAAAGCUUAAUACCCGCAUUAACAAUGGUGAUGAUGAUGAUCAUCAUGUGGCCGCUAAUAAAUCCCUCACUCCCAUUUGCACUAAGCUCGCUUCCAUUCUUGGCCUUCGAGUUUCUCCUUCUCAUAGGGGAAGAGGAAUUGGGACAAAGCUGGUUAAUCAAAUGGAGGAUUGGUUCAUAAAAAAUGGUGCAGAAUACUCCUACAUGGCCACUGAGAUUGAUAACAAACCUUCUCUCCAUCUCUUUACUAAGAAAUGCCACUACACCAAGUUCCGUACACCUUCCAUUCUGGUCCAACCGGUUUUCGCUCACCGAGUCAAAACGGACAGAAACCAAGUCGCCAUCAUCAAACUCACCCCCACUGAAGCGCAGGGUCUCUACCGCCGCCGGUUCUCCACCACCGAGUUUUUCCCUCAGGACAUAGACCGAAUCGUUAACAACAAGCUCAAUCUUGGUACCUAUCUGGGUGUUCCAACUCAGUCUUACUCGGCCGAGUCAUGGCCGGGUCUCGACAAGUUCCUUUCUGACCCGCCCGAGUCGUGGGCCGUUUUAAGCGUAUGGAACUGUAAGGAAGCGUUCACGUUGGAAAUUAAAGGCGCGUCUCGCGCACGUCGAUUGGCGGCGAAGACGACGCGCGUGGUGGAUAAGGCGUUGCCUUGGCUGAGACUGCCUUCGGUGCCUCAGGUGUUCAGGCCGUUCGGGUUGGUUUUCUUGUAUGGAUUGGGAGGGGAAGGCCCACGCGCGGAGAGAAUAGUGAAAUCGCUGUGUGGACACGCACACAAUAUGGCCAGGGAGUUGGGUUGUGGAGUGGUGGCGAGUGAGGUGGCAAAACAAGAGCCGUUGAGAUUGGGAAUACCUCACUGGAAGAGGCUAUCGUGUCCCGAGGAUGUAUGGUGCAUAAAGAGGCUUGUUGAGGAUUAUGGAGAUGGGCCUCUUGGGGAUUGGACCAAAUCUCCUCCGGGCCUUUCCUUGUUUGUGGACCCGAGAGAAUUCUAAAAGGCAAUCCAAUUUUGGUUCAAAAUAAACUAUAUACACACACAGCAAAAGAAGUGUGAAGAGAAGCCUUUUUGGUUCAACUUUGCUGUGUGUGAAUAUGACUCUUUGCUACUAAUAGUAUGUUUCUUUUUACGAAUAUGUAUAUAAACGGCUUUGUUUAAAUAUUGACUUUUUUGUUCUUU
Molecule: messenger RNA, 1749 nt
Organism: Ziziphus jujuba (common jujube)
Lineage: Eukaryota; Viridiplantae; Streptophyta; Magnoliopsida; Rosales; Rhamnaceae
Product: probable N-acetyltransferase HLS1
Exons: 3
Coding region: 308-1567 (419 amino acids)
Molecular function (GO): acyltransferase activity, transferring groups other than amino-acyl groups
Source: RefSeq, a predicted model, not a curated record